CUUCUCCGAAACGCACGGGUCCCUCGGUAGUGAGGGCUGCUUGUGAUAUAUGCCUAUGCUCCACUAAAGCAAAACUGUGGGUUGGGAUUUCUUCUGGAGAAGCAGGCUACCACGAAAGUUUGAAGCCACUGAAACGUACCGUAGCCUACUUAAGUAUUGUAAUUUGCGAGAUUUAUUGUUACCUUUAUUAAUGCCAAAGUACCCUACAAUAAUGACAACUGCAAUGUAGCCUAUAGAAGGAGAUUAAACAUAGCUCAAUUCAAAUUAUCAAGUGAUAGUCUAUUGAAAAAGCACUGUGGAGAAACCGGAGACUUUACGCAUGCUGCAUCUUCAGAGACCCUUGCUGUCUAGUCUUCAAUGAAGUUUGUUUAACCAUAUCUACAUGGCGUCACCGGACGUGUUUGCACUAUAAUAAACGCUGUAAACUUUUCUUGUGGAAUGCACCCGAGUGGGAAAAACGAUGGCCUUAAGAGUGUGGUCCAAGAUCUGCUGCAAGAGGUGGGCAGUGUGGGCCUUCCUCCUCCUCUUUACCCUGUCUGUGGUGGUGAUCAACAUCCUCCCCUUCCCCCCCUCUGAGACACGCAGGCUGCCCUCACGAGGCCUGAGCUCUGCUGGAGCCAAAGGGUAUAAAGUGAGGGCAAGACCCAGGGAAAGGGCCUCAUUGGCCCCUCACCACCAACACCAUCUUCCUCUACCCCUCAAAGGUCACAGUGGAGGUUGGAAACAGAGUGACAAAGUCAAAGAGUUCUCAAAGCAUCACCUGGUCAUUGCCCAGCCCAAACUGGAUAGGAGAGCAGCUAGCAUGACAGGUGAGAGAACUCACAGCAACUACAAGAAGAAUCGUAAAACUAAGGGCAUCGCCUCCAAAAGGAAAGAGAAGAAAGAGAUGCCGCCAAGUUCUAUUACUGACAAACAACAUGAUACCCCGCCAUUGACAGUCAAUGCUGUGCUAAUAAGGCAUGAUGGAAGCCAUCUAACCAACUGCAGUGGUUCAGAGCUCUCCACCCAACCACCACCUCUUCCCAGACAAGAGAACGUCCACCCAGCCGUGACCCAGACUGUAGUGCACAGCCAGAGCCGCCCUUCUACUGCCGCCCUUCUACUACUCGGCCUGUUUGACUCUGAGCACAAAUGUACUCAAGAUGAACAGAGGCAGGACCAGGGGCAAACCAGGCAGGCAGGGAAAGCAGGGAGGGAGAACCUAACCAAGCAGCAGGCUGUGAAAAAGGUCCCCAGAGAACUCAGGAAACGUGACAGACAGCCUUCGUCUGGGCGUAAAAAGACCCGGCCCACAGCAAAAACAGCAGCAGAGCCAGAGAAAGGGAGUGAGGGGGAGGCCCACUGGUGUAAGAUGUCAGCUGGAGAGAGGGAGUUCCCAGACACUGACACACGGAGAAUAAGGACUGGGGACCCUGAGUCUGUGCCAUGGCUCAGCAAGGACGACAUUCACAAGAUGGAGUUCCUCUCGGGCAGUGAGGUUGUCAGUAAGGCUAGGCUCCCAGCCCACGGACAGGUCCUCCAUGUAGGGCUGGGUGCCCCUCAUCAUCCCCCUUCUCUUGGGGCUCCAUUGGCUGACCACAGUGGGCACUGCCAACAGGGUCUGUGUGCCCUGAUCAAACGUCCAGACGACUGGUUCGAAGUCUUCGCUUUCCAUUUAGACCGUGUUCUGGGCUUGAACAGGAGUCUGCCCACAGUGCUCAGGGACUUCCACAGUGACAUCCUGCCUUAUAAAUACACCAGGGGGGCAGCCAGACCCGCGGUGUGGUGGGACCCAGGCAUCCAGCACCUGGCUGAUGAUGACAAUGACCAGAACUCGUUCCCUCUCACUUGGCCCCAGUACCAGAGCCUGCUGAGGGCCAGGUGUGGAAGUGGCAGCGGCGUGGCCCUCAACGAGACCCCCUGUGUGGGGGUUCACCAUGCGGAGUGGGGGCACCUGGCACUCUUUGACUUCCUCCUACAGGUGAAUGAUCGUCUGGACCGGUACUGCUGCGGUUUCCAGCCUGACCCAGCAGAACCAUGUGUGGAGAACCUGCUACAUACCAAGUGCAGGAACUCAAAGGAUCUAGUGCUGGUGCACAUCCUGGUGAGGAGGGUAGAGCCUACCAGACUGGUGUUUAUAGACAAUGCAGGCAGGCCAAAUCAUCCCCAUGACAACCUCAACUUCCGCUUAGUAGAGGGCAUCGAUGAGUUUCCAGAGAGAGCUGUAUCAGUUCUCCAGUCUGGCUGCUUGGAGAGCAUGCUCCUGAGCUCUCUGUAUAUGGACAAGCAAUUCUGGGAGAGCCGAGGGGGGGCACGUGGCCUGAAACCUCUCAUCCACACUGUUGAGCAAAGAGGGAGGAUACUGCUGCAGCACAUCCACGACAAGAGACUGAGACUAAACAGGGAUUUGUGAAUCCAAUGGCCCAGAAGGCACCCAGCAGCACAUUAAUUUCAUCCAGGCAGGGGGUGCCUGCGACAGACAUGGAAGCCUCCUCAAGGUCCCAGCCAGCCUAAAGACACAGGAUGUGUCUCAAAUGGCACCUUAUUCCCUAUAUAGUGCACUACAUAUGACCACAGCCCUUCAUUGUCUAUAAACACCCUAAGAGCCCCUGGUCAAAGGUAAUGCACUAUAUAGGGAAGAGGGUGCUCUUUGGGCCGCAGGUACAGUAUGCCUGUUCCAUGCUGGUUGUGGUUCCCAUCCAUGUUGUAUCCAUACAUCUUGCCAACAUCCCUCAAGCCAAGCAAAUUAUGUUAUUGAAAUUGCACCCUCUUCUUCCCUGACUGUUCAUGAGGUGAGUUUUGUAUUUUCAAAUAAAAAAUAGCAGAUUGAAAGAUCUAUUUAUUGUCUGUUAUAUGAGAUAAGCGUUUGGCUGCAAUCUUAAAAUAGCUUCUGAACUGGAUCGAGGCUACUGGUCGAUAAGAAAAUACCAAACCUUUCAUAAGAUUGUGCUCCUAAGACAAUGAUGAGGAAACCCACUCAAUUGGGUUAAAGGAACACAAUUAUUAUUAUUAUUAUUAUUGCUGAACAUUGGACUUAUUUCCUAUGUUCAAAGACAUUUAGAUAAUGUUGACUCCACGCCAAUUAAUGAACAAUGGACAAUAUAUUGAAGUGACCUACCGACUGGGGUUGCUUCCUUGUGGGGAUACAUGUCACGACUGUUGAAGGAUGAGGACCAAGGUGCAGCGUGGUGAGCGUACAUUUUACUUUAAGAAAUGACGCCGACAAAACAAUAAACAAUACCAAACAAACCGUGAAGCUUAAGGCGAUGUGCCAUCAAACAAAGUUAACUUCCCACAAACACAGGUGGAAAAAAGGGCUACCUAAGUAUGGUUCCCAAUCAGAGACAACGAUAGACAGCUGUCCCUGACUGAGAACCAUACCCAGCCAAAACAUAGAAAUACAAAAUCAUAGAAACACAAAACAUAGAAUGCCCACCCCAACUCACGCCCUGACCAAACCAAAAUAGAGACAUAAAAAGGAUCUCUAAGGUCAGGGCUAGACAGUAUUGUAUUGUCAGCCAGCUAAAUUAUGGUGUUGGACUGGUGCUUGCCCACGUAGGAGUGGACUAAGCUGCACCCCUGAGGGGCCCCCAUAUUGAGGAUCAGCGUGGCAGAUGUGUUAUUGCCUACCGUUAUAACCUGGGGUCGGCCCAUCAGGAAGUCCAGGAUCCAGUUGCAGAGGGAGGUGUUUAGUCCCAGGGUCUUUAGGUUAGUGAUGAGCUUUGUGGGCACUAUGGUGUUGAAUGGUGAGCUGUAGUCAAUGAACAGAAUUCUUACAUAGGUGUUCCUUUUGUCCAGGUGGGAAAUGGCAGUGUGGAGUGCGAUUGAGAUUCCACAAUGAUUCUUUGGUUGUGGACACUAAAUCAUCGCACCACCUCUCUUGCUCUUGGUCCUCAUCUUUGUAAGUCACCUUGAUUUAGCACCUGUGUGUUUUAUUAGUUUCUUUAUGAAAAUAUUUAGUGAACUCUAUGACAGUGUCUAAAGCAAGGGGCUAUAGCAGCACAAAAGUAGACUACAAAUGCAUGCUGGGCCGGGUAUGCCCUCAGCUCCAGAAGUGACCACUACUGGAACGCUACUGGAGCAAAAUUGGAGCAAGUGAGAAGGCCAAAGCUUCAGCCUUUGGGAAUCUCACUCCACGCUCCAGUCAAAUUGGGCACGCUCCGCUCCAACUCCGCUUCACUCACAUAUCUGACGGGGACUGAGGUGGGAAUGGGUCGGGGUUAUCUUUGUAUGCAUUUAUUUUGCUUUUCUACCUGUAUCCCUCUUUUGAAAAAGAAAAAUUACCAAACUAAAU
This is a messenger RNA of Oncorhynchus keta (chum salmon), 4273 nucleotides long. RefSeq names its product Golgi-associated kinase 1A-like. Gene Ontology annotation, cellular component: Golgi apparatus. The record is from RefSeq and is a predicted model, not a curated record. Lineage: Eukaryota; Metazoa; Chordata; Actinopteri; Salmoniformes; Salmonidae. Bases 461 to 2392 code for a protein of 643 amino acids. The transcript is spliced from 5 exons.